CAGAUUGUAUUGAUAGUCUUAUAGCAACCAGCAGCGUGAAUAGUCGUAACUUCUUGCAAUCUAAAAUUUAGUUGGCUGAAAAAAAAUCUUAGAAAUGGAGUCCGCUAAACCGAAAGGAAACUAUCGUGGCAAGAAGAAGCCCCAAAGCGGGGAUCAGGAUGUCCCCGAGGGCACAUCCGGCCAAACUGCUGGACCGCCCCAAGGUCAACAGCAGAAGCAGCAAAAGUCCGGCCAAGGUGGGGUCGGCAAGUACAAGCAAAAACAGCUUCUGAAGCAACAACAGCAGCAAGAUCUUCAACAGCAAACUGGCGAGGGCACACAAAUAUUGUUACCUACAACCAGCAACGCCCCGACCCCACCGUCCCAGCCCAUCGAAAAGUCUCUGGCCAAAGUGAAGCUCGACUUUGUUCGUCCGAAGAACUACGGCGUGGCCGGCACCCCUGUCAAGCUCGAGGUCAACUAUCUCGCGCUGAACUUGGACAAGCUACCCGCGAAGGCUUAUCACUACGACGUGGAUAUUCAGCCGGCAGCGUCCCGAAAAUGGCAACGGGCUUGCUUCAGCGGGUUCCGGGCCGAGGCCCUGCCGAACCGGUUGAUUGCGUACGAUGGCCACAAAAAUGCGUACACGAUGCAGCCGAUGGACCAGAUGGACAAGGUUGGGGUUGCGGUGUCGCUGGAUAACCGCGAACGUCGGUUCACGGUGAGCGUGAAGCUUGCGAAUGUGGUCGAUCUGCGGAGUCUCAAGGGUGGCAACGAGCACAAUCAAGCGCCAGCGAAGCAAUGCUUGGAAGUGGUCUUUGGUACAGCUUCCGACCGUGAUCCGAGAUUGAUUAGGUUCAAGAGAUCCUGCUACUUUGCGCCACCUAAGCGCAUUGAUGUCGGUCGAAACCACGAACUGUGGUACGGACUGCACCAAUCCUUAAUCCUAGGCUCCAAACUGUUUCUGAACAUUGACGUUGCCCAUAAGGCCUUCCCCUCUGGGGUUCCUGUACUAGAUGUUGUCGGAGACUUGGCGCGGCGUAGAUGGAAUGAUUCUCCGAAUGUUCCGGAACGGAUUGAUGAUACGUUGGCCUUUAAAUUGCACAAUUUCCUUAAGGGAUUGGAGGUCUCGUACACCGGGCCAAGCUCGGUCAAAAAGGUCUUCAAGUACAACAGUCUUAGGGGACCGGCCAGUUCGCAGCUGUUCAAGCGAGAAGACGGCACAAAAAUGACUGUCGCGGCUUAUUUUACCCAGCAGGGUUACCGACUGCGACACCCCGAACUACCGGUCAUGCACGUGGGUAGCACCGUGCGGAACAUUAUGCUGCCGAUGGAGCUAUGCCAGAUUUUGCCGGGUCAAGCUCUGAACAAAAAACAUCCUGACGAGUGCACGGCGCAGAUCAUCAAACGUGCUGCAACGGACGCCCCGACCAGGAAGCGAAAAAUCAUGGAACUCAGAGAUCAAAUCAGUUACAGCAACUGCCCAAUCAUCAAAGAGUUUGGUAUUGGCGUUGGGAAAGAUUUCGAAGUCAUCGACGGAAGAAUCAUUGCACCACCGUUGAUCGAAUACAAGAAUCGUAGAACGGUUCUGCCCGAGCAUGGUCAAUGGAGUGCAGACAACGAAGGUUUUAUUACCUCCAACCAACGAGAACUACGCUGGAUCAUCUUGAACCUGGACAGUUAUGACACUUGUCAGAGUGAUGUGGAUACAUUUGGAAAUAACGUGUUCAACGAGUCUCGCAAGAAGGGCAUGCAGCUGGAGCCUUUCUCCAUGCAAAACAACUAUUACGAACCACGCAAUACGCGUAUGAACAUGAAGCAGCUGGAAACCGAAUUGGAAAAUAGUUUGCGUUAUUUUAAAGAGCGACAAUUGGAUUUCGUCAUCGUGGUGAUUCCCGGCAUUGGUGACCAUUACUCCAGGCUCAAGCAAAAGGCAGAAUUAGUCGUAGGUGUACUAACAUCAUGCGUCAAAGGGAAUACAGUGAAAAACACGCGUUCUCCCUUGACCGUGGUUAACAAUAUACUGCUGAAGAUCAACGGUAAAACCAACGGAACGAACCACGUGGUACAAUCACCAGACCCAAAAAUCCCACUUAUCAAGAAGCGCAUCAUGUUCGUCGGAGCGGACGUGACCCACCCAUCCCCAGAACAAUCCACAAUUCCCAGCGUAGUUGGUGUUGUCGCCUCGUUCGACCGGAACGGAUUCCGCUACAAACCUCACUUCCAACUGCAGGACCCCAAAAAAGAAAUGAUCCACGGCCUCGAAGCCAUCAUGCAGGCGAUGUUGAACAACUACAAGAACAAAAACAACCAACAACUGCCCGAAAUGAUCCUCUACUACCGGGACGGUGUCUCUGACGGACAAUUUUCGCAGGUUCUCGACAUUGAGCUCAACGCGAUCAACAGGGCGGUCGCCGCAAUGAACCCACCAAGCAAAAUCAACGUAACAUUUGUCGUUGUUCAAAAGCGCCACCACACGCGCUUCUUCCCCGGACCCAAAUGUCCGAAAGAGGGCCGGAACCAGAAUGUCCCGCCGGGCACCAUCGUGGACAGGUACAUUACCACGCCUAAACAUUUCCAGUUUUUCCUGACCUCGCACCGGGCGGUCGAGGGUGUGGCGAAGCCCAGCAAGUACACCGUUCUGCACGACGAUGAACAGUGGGAUCCAGAUCGGCUUCAAGCGAUUACCUACGCGCUGUGCCACACGUACGCUCGGUGCAAUCGAUCCGUGUCGUACCCGGCGCCGACCUACUACGCACACUGGGUGGCAGCCCGAGGAAAGGUCUACAUUCAGGGUCGCACCCUCAAUAUGGCAGAACUUGACCGGGAGAAUAGUUUGCUGCGUAUAAGACCGGAAAUCAUCGAAGAGCGGUCAAUGUUCUUUAUUUAGAUAUUUUAUUCACAAAAUAACACAGACUUCUUGAAUGUAACUACAAUGAUAAAUGUUUUAUAAAAUCACUAUAUAAUAUUCUUACAGUUAAGGCAUA
Messenger RNA from Culex quinquefasciatus (southern house mosquito), 2966 nucleotides. Its product is annotated as protein argonaute-2. Bases 95 to 2869 code for a protein of 924 amino acids. The transcript has 7 exons. Gene Ontology annotation, molecular function: RNA binding; protein binding. NCBI's taxonomy places the organism in Eukaryota, Metazoa, Arthropoda, Insecta, Diptera, Culicidae. The record is from RefSeq and is a predicted model, not a curated record.